Molecule: messenger RNA, 1202 nt
Organism: Pangasianodon hypophthalmus (striped catfish)
Lineage: Eukaryota; Metazoa; Chordata; Actinopteri; Siluriformes; Pangasiidae
Exons: 5
Coding region: 318-947 (209 amino acids)
Source: RefSeq, a predicted model, not a curated record
UCUCUCUCUCUCUCUCUCUCACACACACACACACACACACACACACACGUAGUUAGAUGUAGUGACUAAACAUAUAGCACAUAAAUAAUAUUUACAGACAGACCGAAGGCUUUUCUGGGGAUUUGCUCUUGAAUAAACCGACUCCGAAUCUGAAACUGAAACUCCACCCUCUGGCUGAUUGUGCGCAUGCGCGCUGACAUCCCUCGCUGUUUACUCUCUGCGCUGUUCUGUGUCUGAUCUGUGUCUGAUCUUCUGCUGUUUUGGGAGUGCGGUUCUUCUCUCAGCAUCUUCAUGUGAUCACCAGAUCAUCAUCAGAAAUGAGUAAACAGGAUGAAAUUCUGAAGGACUUCCUUCUUCCUGAUCUCAAAAAAGAUGGGGCAAAGACUUACCUCCAGAAGAUCAGAAGUGUUGCUUUAAAACACCGGCAGUCACAGAUUAAACUAAAAAAGGUGGAAAAAUACAGUUUCAAGGUCGGAUCUUUGGCAGAAACAUCGUAUAAAGAUGAGCCUGAGAUGUUAGAGGAGUGGGAGCAGUUCUACCUCCCAGAUCACAUGUUCAUGGAGGUGAUUGGUGUUCUUGAGAAGUUCCCCUGUAACUCGCCCAACGAUGAGCUGGUGCUGAUGGUGUGUGAGGACGGGAACGUGUAUGCUUAUGAAGGAAACAGGCUGCAUCUCGCCAGUAACAGUCUGAAAGAGCUGUUUGAGCGUGGCCUCCAGUUUCCAGGAACCAAACAAUACUACCGUGGUCAGAGCUUUGAGGACAUGGAAGAAGAAUGGAACAAGGUGAAGGAAUCAGAAGAAGUGAAGGAGAUGAUGAAGGAGCACCAGCAAACGCUGGAGUGUAUGAAGGGUUCCUAUCUCGCCAACCUGGACGUCAUUAUGGGGAGACAGCGGGGAGAGCAAAGCCCUGCUGGUGUGGGAAAAGAACCAAUCCCUGUUCAUCUGUAAAAUAAACACAAAUGUCUCGGCUUUGUUCUUUUCUGUUCUUUCACUUUCUUUUUCUCUUCUUGCACGGGAACGUUAGUGUGUCACAUGACCUUUUUGACACUUGCAGUAAGAUUAAAAUCAUGUGUGUUUGGAUCUGUAUGUGCUUCACUACAGUAUUUCCUGCGUCUCUGUAGAGUUUAGCUGAAGCCCUGUAACUGAUUCGCUGAUGUCACAUGUGGUUCACGUAAAUAAAAAAUAUGUUUAUUUGUCAGAGAA